AUGAGAUUAGGGUCUUUGAUCGCCUUCGUGGCCGCCUUUGCCACGUCCGUAAGGGCCCAGAGUGUCCUUCAACAGUUGGCAAAGCAGAUGCCCAGUUGCGCUGUGGCUUGCAUCACCGAGGAACUGCCCAAAUCGCAAUGCGCCACGAACCUCACUUCGGAGUGUCUAUGUACCAAUGUCGCUUUGAAGACUGCCGUAGCCGCUUGCACCUUGCAGACUUGCAGCGUUUAUGAGACUCUUCAAACCAAGAACGUUAACAGCCAAGGCUGCGGUGAGCCCGUUCGUUACAAGGGCGAUCAAUUCAUCAUUAUUGGUAUCACUGGCAUCAUUUUCGCCGUUGUGGCUUUCGCAUUGAGAAUGGCUGCAAGUUUGGGAAGAGAUGGUCGUCCACUAGGGUGGGACGAUGCUACCAUGGCUGUGGUCGUUGCGCUUGCAAUCCCUCCUGCCGUCUUCGCACCUAUGCUGGUUGACAACGGACUGGGACGCGACAUAUGGACGUUGAAGGCCGACCAGAUUACGAACUUCCUCAAGUUGUUCUUCAUGGGAGAGAUCUUUUAUGUCCUUGCCCUCGGUAUCUCCAAGAUCUCAAUACUCUUCUCCUUCCUCCGCGUCUUCCCGGCCAAGGAUUUCCGUAUGCAGGUGUACGGCGUGAUGGGUCUAUCCGUAGCCUUCACGGUCGCCUUCUUCUUCGCAACCACCUUUCAAUGUAUACCUGUCAGCUUCGCUUGGACCACCUGGGACGGCCUGCAUGAAGGUAGAUGCAACAACGUACACCUCCAGGGUUGGAUCUCCGCUGGUAUCAACAUCGCUCUGGACAUGAUUGUUAUGAUGCUACCGCUGAAGCACUUGUGGAACUUGAACAUGAACCUCAAGAAGAAGAUCAUGGUCAUAGCCAUGUUUUCGGUGGGCAUUUUCGUCAUCUUCACCUCGUCCAUCCGCUUGUACUCUCUCGUCCAUUUCGCCAACUCGAAGAACCUCACGUGGGACUAUGUCGAAGCUGGCUACUGGAGUUUGAUCGAGAUAGAUGUUUCCAUAUUUUGUGGAUGCAUGCCUGCCCAUCGAAUGGUCUUUGUGAAGGCGUGGCAAAAGCUAGAAACGACUUACAACUCAAGCAAGGCCAAAUCGACAAACGUUUCCGGGAAUUCGAAUUCCACCAACUCCAGGGUGACAACGACCAGUAAGAUGAGUAGAACAUCGGUCAAGCCAAUCGCGGGAGACGAGAGCGAUUUUAUACCAUUGGUAGAUGUCGAAAACGAAUCGCACUCGGAUCAGAAGUCAAUGGCUUAA
This is a messenger RNA of Dothidotthia symphoricarpi CBS 119687, 1287 nucleotides long. RefSeq lists its product as uncharacterized. The coding region runs from base 1 to 1287 and encodes 428 amino acids. The record is from RefSeq and is a predicted model, not a curated record. Lineage: Eukaryota; Fungi; Ascomycota; Dothideomycetes; Pleosporales; Dothidotthiaceae. The transcript is spliced from 4 exons.